CCGGGGGCGGGACGGCCAUUGGUCGGUUGCUGGCGAUGGAGGCGCCCGAGGGAGACGGGCCGAACGGAGACCGAGCCGCAACUCGCUCGCCCCGCGGCUGCCCGGCCGUCCCCGCGCCCACCCGCCUGCGCGCCUUCCUCUGGUGCCGGGAGUUCCUGGCCGGGGCCUGGCGCCGCCUGGCCGCCCCCGAGCAGCUGGGCAUCGUCCCCGUUAGUGGCGGCCUGAGCAACCUGCUGUACAAGUGCUCCCUGCCGGACCACAUCCCGAGUGUCCAGGAGGAGCCCCGCCAAGUCCUGCUCCGCGUCUACGGCGUCAUCCUGCAGGGGGUGGACUCGCUGGUUCUGGAGAGCGUCAUGUUUGCCAUCCUGGCUGAGCGGGCGCUGGGACCACGGCUGUAUGGCAUCUUCCCGCAGGGCCGCCUGGAGGAAUACAUCCCGAGCCGCCGCCUGGUGACGGAGGACCUGCCAGAGCCCAGCAUCUCCGGGGAGAUCGCGGUGAAGAUGGCCCGCUUCCACGCCAUGGAGAUGCCCUUCAACAAGGAGCCCAAGUGGAUGUUUGGGACCAUGGAGCGGUACCUGAAGCAGAUCUCGGAGCUCACCUUUCCCCAGGAGGCCCAGCAGCACAAGCUGAACCGGCUCAAGGCCUACGACCUGGAGGCCGAAAUGCACAGCCUCAGGACGCUUCUGGAGGCCACGCCGUCCCCCGUGGUUUUCUGCCACAAUGACGUGCAGGAAGGGAACAUCCUCCUCCUGGCUGGCCGCCAGGCCUCCUCCACAGACCGGCUGAUGCUCAUCGACUUCGAGUACAGCAGCUACAACUUCCG
Messenger RNA from Notechis scutatus (mainland tiger snake), 823 nucleotides. The record is from RefSeq and is a predicted model, not a curated record. NCBI's taxonomy places the organism in Eukaryota, Metazoa, Chordata, Lepidosauria, Squamata, Elapidae.